Aplosporella prunicola CBS 121167 is the source of this 1314-nucleotide messenger RNA. RefSeq lists its product as uncharacterized. The transcript is spliced from 2 exons. Gene Ontology annotation, biological process: adenylate cyclase-activating G protein-coupled receptor signaling pathway; cell surface receptor signaling pathway. Gene Ontology annotation, molecular function: G protein-coupled receptor activity. The record is from RefSeq and is a predicted model, not a curated record. NCBI's taxonomy places the organism in Eukaryota, Fungi, Ascomycota, Dothideomycetes, Botryosphaeriales, Aplosporellaceae. Bases 1 to 1314 code for a protein of 437 amino acids. Gene Ontology annotation, cellular component: plasma membrane.
AUGGAGACGCAGGCGUCCGAGUCGGCUUCUCUUUCCCCUCUUCCCCCAGUCCUUCGGAGAGGGUUGCCAGCUGUAGCCGCCUUCGGCAUACUGUCUUUUGUAGCGUCCUCCACUCUCUUUAUCCUCCUCGCAUAUCGUCUCUUUUUCAAAUACCGUCGGGAACAUGGAGUCCAGCUUCAGUUCAUCGUCCUCAUUUUCAACCUUCUGCUCGCCGAUAUUCAGCAGUCCAUGGCCUUCUUGCUGAAUGUCGAGUGGUUGGUCCGUAACGAGAUAGCCGUGGGAACUACUACAUGCUGGGCUCAAGGUUGGUUCGUCUCAAUAGGAGACCUUGCUAGUGGCAUCUGGACCAUCGCCAUUGGUUUACACACAUUCGCUUCGGUGGCUUGCAACUACAGGCUCGGCGCCAAAUCGUUCUAUGCUACUGUAGCUUCGCUGUGGGCAUUCGUGUAUAUUGCUGCUAUUGUCGGCGUUGUGCGACAUCCGCAUGAUCUUUUUGUCCGGGCAGGCGCUUGGUGUUGGAUCAACAGAGAAUACAACGUUCUCCGCCUGUGGACACACUACAUCUGGAUUUUCCUUGCCGAAUUUGGAACUCUUUUCAUAUACGCCUUCCUCUUCCUCAAGCUCCAUCUCCAGCUCCGCCAAGGGUCAUCGCAACACCACUUCCGCAGCCCUGCAGCCGUCGCCCGGGCGCAGCGCGCCGCCAAAGUGUUGCUCAUCUACCCCAUCGUCUACGUCAUCUGCACCCUGCCGCUCGCCAGCGCCCGCAUGAGCGCCAUAACCAAAGAGCCGAACCUGGCGCACCUGUGCGUCGCCGGCGCCAUGAUCACCUGCAACGGAUGGCUGGACGUGCUGGUCUUCGUUCUGACGCGUCGCGUCCUCGACUUCGCAGACGACGCGCAGGAGCCGCACAAGCACAGCCGCCGCACCGACAGCGUCGGCAACAGCAUCAACGUGUCUGAGGCCGCGGCCGAAGAGCUCAUGGAUACGUUCCACUUGCCGUUCUGGAACGAUGCCGGGAGGUGGGGCACCACGACGGUGAUUGAGGCGAGCACUGCCGGUGGUAGGAACCACGGCAGGACACUCAGUCAUCAUGGCAUUCUGGCGGAGAGGAGUGUGAGCCGCCAGAGCAGCACUGAGAGGCUUUUUGGCAGUAGUUUUGGAAGGGGACUUGCGGUGAAGGCUGAAACAACGGUCGAGGUGCGGAAUGAGCCCGUCGAGUUAACCGAUGUGAGCAGUAUGGCGCCGCCGGCUGUGCAGGCGCUGAAGGAGAAGGAGAGGUUGAGCAUGGACUCGGGGAGCUCGAUGCGGUCGUGA